AUUCGAUUUUUGUAUAAAUUGACAACAAAUGCUGCGCUCAGACAACAAUCAUCAUAAGUUUGUCUUGAGCAAAACUUUCCAACUAUAUUGUUUCUAUCACGUUAUCACAAAGUUAAGAAAUAAAAAAAUGAAGGUUAUCCUUUUAACGGUUUUUGCAGCCUUGUUGGUAGCAGUAGUAACUGCAUCAAAGUCCAAAGAUCAUGCCCAUGGAAGCGACGUGGAGAAACUUCCCCCAAAAGUGUCCACGCCCGCCCCGUCCCCCAACAGCUCUUAUGUCGCCCAUAGUCGUGAAGAAAGAAGAUUCGGUAGUAGGGGUAACAAUAACAACAACAACAAUAAUAAUGGGGGUGGUCGAGGAAAUAAUAACAACAACAAUAACAACAAUGGGGGUGGUCGUGGAGGAAAUAAUAACAACAAUAACAACAACAAUGGGGGUGGUCGUAGGGGCAACAAUAACAACAACAACAACAAUAACGGUCGCUGAUCGUCGUUUUAAACCUACACAAAUUCAUGUGGAUAAUUGCAGUUAGUUGAAUGAUGAUGGAUCGGAUAUGUGGCUGUCAUUAUGCAUAUUUUUCAUCUUUAUUUAUUUACAUAUUUUCAAACAUAUUCUAAAUUAGAAUUUAAUAAAAAGUUUUAUGAGCAGUG
Molecule: messenger RNA, 648 nt
Organism: Folsomia candida
Lineage: Eukaryota; Metazoa; Arthropoda; Collembola; Entomobryomorpha; Isotomidae
Exons: 2
Coding region: 29-484 (151 amino acids)
Source: RefSeq, a predicted model, not a curated record